AUGGGACAAGUUCAGAGCGUAAGUUCGAGUAGUUUCCAGGAGGAGUACUACCUGUUUUUCGACGAGAAACAGCGCGAAGAGGAGCCCAGCAGCGCUGCUAAGCGAUGCGAGCAUUUUUACGGUAAAUCGCUGCCAAAAACCGUCAGUGCCUCUGGUGUCUCUGAGGUCGGUUCCGAUCCUCGUCUGGUGCGCCGCGGCCAUGGCGGCGAUGUGUUCAACGUGUCGACCAACAGUGGAGUGGUCCAUUGUGGCGACCUCUAUAGCAUCGGCAACACUGCAAGUCUGGACGAAGACAUGGACGGUUCAGCAAACCUCGGCUGGUCUGUGGACGACUGCCAGGGCGAGUUUGAUUGCACUUUGAGGGAGUACAGAAGUCCCUCCGGGCGCCGCAUAUCCGGUCGCUACAACGGCGAAGAGUUCGUAGACGGCCGCAUUGUGUGGCCUGACGGCCGUGAGUACGAGGGAGCGCUGAAGGGCUCGGUGCCUCACGGUUUCGGCACGUACCGCACCUCUACCGGGAAAGAGUACAAGGGCAAUUGGCAUCUAGGCUUGCAGCAUGGUACUGGGUGCUAUGUGACGGACAGAGAGGGCUGCCGCGUCAGCCGUCACGGCAUCUGGGAGACCGGCCAGCUCGUUCGUUGGCUCGACGAGGACGAGCAGGGCGAGGGCACCGCGGACUCCGUGCGCCGCUCUCUCCUGGACAAGAUCAUGGCCACGCCCACCACCACCCCCGAGCUGUCGCCGUCCUCUCGGGAACAAACGCCAAUAUCAUACAGUGCGAAGCCGCGAGCUGCGCAGCCCAGGGCAUUUCGCGCUGCAUGCAGUGGCGAAGACCCGGGUGUCAACUACUAA
This is a messenger RNA of Babesia bigemina, 852 nucleotides long. RefSeq lists its product as hypothetical. Bases 1 to 852 code for a protein of 283 amino acids. Lineage: Eukaryota; Apicomplexa; Aconoidasida; Piroplasmida; Babesiidae. The record is from RefSeq and is a predicted model, not a curated record. The transcript has a single exon.